Messenger RNA from Moneuplotes crassus, 3380 nucleotides. The record is from the annotation of a GenBank genome assembly. NCBI's taxonomy places the organism in Eukaryota, Ciliophora, Spirotrichea, Euplotida, Euplotidae.
GGAUAACACAGGUGGUAACUGAGACCAAGAUGUACUGCAUAAAGAUGUGCAGGAAAUACACGAAGAUUGGAAUUUUAGUAAUGAGCAGGAGAAGACUCCCGAGGGAUCGAAGGUUGAAGAAAGUAAUUCAAAAAGAAUCGGAUCAAAAGCUUGGUCUUCAGAGGAAUCAAACCAAUAUCAAAUAUCACCUCGAAAAUUAGACACUGCUCGUCACCUAAAUAUGGAGGAAGCGAAUUAUGAAAAUGAGGGACAAAUAUCUCCUUAACGGAGAAAAAUUAGAAGGAGUAGACUUUAACGAUAACCCACCUGAUCUUGUAAAGAACAUGAGAAAAUUAAGCAGCAAGCAUGUUUCUAAACAAAGUGAAGGGAGUUCAAAUAAUCCAAGUCAGACCCAAUUUAUAGGCAAUAGUGGCUCUCAUAAACUGGUUUAUCAUGAUCCUAUUGAUGAAGAUGACCCAUUUAAUACUCAUAAAGAAAAUGAUCUUCAAUUAAAUGAAACAUAUGAACUGAGCACUGAUCCAGAUCCUACAACAGUAAUUGUCUCAAAAGGCAGGAAAUGGCUUUGACGUUUUCAAGAGAGCAGAAGAAUUUAUUGGGAUUUGUUCAUCAUGGCCCUUGCUAUCUUUAACUGCAUCCAAGUUCCAUACACAAUAGCAUUUCUUGAAGAUGAAGAUGACAGUGUAGGGGUUUACAUCCUUAAUCAAAUAAUUGAUUCUAUAUUCAUUGCUGAUCUGGUCAUAAGUUUCAGGACUACAUAUAUCAAUGAAGAGACUGGGAUAGAAGUGAAUGAUCCAAAGCACAUAGCAAUUAAUUAUAUCAAAGGGAGAUUCUGGCUUGAUUUGUUAGCUUCUAUUCCUACAGAUCUGAUUUCACUAAUAAUUCCAGGAAGUGACAAUGCUACAUUUAUUCUAAACAUGUUCAACUUGCUCAAAUUAAUGAGAGUAGCUAGGCUCUCAAGACUCAUAGCAUACCUCAACUUAAAAUCUGACAUCAAAAUGGCGAUUAGACUUAUCAAAUUAGUUUUCUUUCUCAUUUUAUAUCUUCACUGAGUGUCUUGCCUCUGGUUCUACAUUGUCAGACAAGACAACGUAUGGAUUCCACCUCUUGAUGAAAAUUAUUCAAAUCCUCUGAUAUAUGAAAGACAUCAUUUCUAUCAAUACCUGACUUCCUUCUACUAUUCAGUUCUGAUGCUUGCUGGGAAUGAUAUGGCUCCUCAGGGAACAGCACAAUUGAUUCUAUCAACAAUCUUUAUCCUAGCUGCUUCGAUAAUUAACGCGAAUAUUUUCGGUAACAUGGCUGUCAUUCUCCAACAAAUGAAUAGAAGAAACUCUGCUUUUCAUGAAAAAGUCGAAAUCGCCACCUCUACAAUGCGGAAUAUGUCAAUUCCAGAGCACCUGCAGAAUAGGGUGCAGGCAUACCUGAUCAGCACACAGGCGACCUUGGAUCAGCAGAAGGAGUUUGAUGAUUUUCUGCAACUUCUUUCGCCUAGUUUAAAGAGCGAAGUCACUAAGCAUAUUUUCCAAGAGUGCAUAAUUGGCAACCCGAUUUUUGAAGAAAAAGUAGAGAUCAUAGAGAUAGUCCUCUAUGACUUAACAACCCUGCUGUUCUUACCAGAAGACGAGAUCUGCAGACAAGGAUCAGCUGGUAGCAAGUUCUAUUUCUUAGCUAAAGGUGAUUGACAGGUAUUCAUCAAAGAUGAGAACCAAAAUGCUAGGCAGAUACAUACUCUUGUUCCAGGAAGCUACUUCGGAGAAGUAGCUCUUUUAAAAGAGUGAUACAGGACUGCAACUGUAAAGUCUAAAAACUACACAACAUGUGCUUCGCUUGAUCAGAAAACAUUCGCAAAGUUAAUUGCUGGAUAUCCAUUUCUAAAAACUGCAAUGGAGAAACGAAUAAAAGAAAAUUAUCAAGACAGAUGGAGAAAAUUUGUAAAGAUGUCCCUUCGCAACAUAGACUUCCUUUCGAACGGUGUCUCUGACGAAGUAAUCGAGGAAAUAUCCUAUAAAAUGGAAAUGAUCAGCCUCCAUGCUAACGAGCAUCUCUUUCAUAGUGGUUACCCUUGCCGUGAAAUAUUCAUAAUUUGAAAUGGGGAAUUAGAAAUCAUGAUUUCAAGUAAAAGUAUUGCAACCGGCAGAUAUCUCGAAACACUAUCGUCUGGGUGUAACAUAGGAUCAUACUCAUGCUUAGUCUAUGAAGACUAUACUAUUACAGGAAUCGCACAGACAGAUGUCUCUGUUAUCAAGCUAGAUUUUGCCAUUCUUGAUAUUAUGAGGAAUAAAUAUGAUGAUUUAGACCGUAAAAUGAAUGAGUAUGAAAAAUUCAUAGACGAAAAUGGCCUUCCAAACUGAGAUUUCAAAUUAUAUAGAAGCAAGCAAAAUAACCCAAAGCCAAUUGUAAAAUUUAGAGAAGCUGUCAAUAGGCUGAUCAGGAUUCUUAAGUCUUACAAAAAUGUCUUCACAGAUAUUUUACGAAAAAUUCAAGAGAAAAUACGUGAAGAAAAGAGAGAAAAAGAGAAAAGACAGUUGAAAAAGACACUUCAUUCAAAGCCUCAGACACAUGAGCAAAAAGUUGAGCAGAUGCUCACCAUCCUCUCUACCCAAAUGAACGAAUUACGUGAAGAAGUUAGUGAUCUCAGAGAGCAAGCUUCUCACUGUAUUUGCGGAGCCCAAGCAAAGGAGGGAAGCUCCAAGCGGUCAGAGACAGCAACUGGCAAAAGGGAGUCCUUGCAAAUAGUCGAUGACCUUGCUAUAAGCUCGAGGGUUAAUAAAAGGAGCUCAAGGUUUUCUCAAGCUAAUGCAGUACAAGAAAAAGAGCAACCUCUUUUAAGAAGAAUGUUUGAUGCGCAGAUGAACCUUCGGAGAAAGACUACCACAAGGCAAGGCCUUGAUUUGCAGAAUUUAGGGUCUGGGAAAUAUGAAAAAGUAGAUUUAAGCUCAAAUAAAAACACUCAGCCUCAAAAAUUAGAUGGUUCUCAAACAGACAAAAAUAUUUUAGCAGAGUCAAUUUUGCCUGACGAGGUGUAUAAACCCCCAAAUCAUCUGCUUAAGACUCAGAACGACCAGGGCCUACCCCAGAUAGUGGAGAGCAAGCCUCCAAAUGAAGAGAAGAAGGAUGAGUCAUUUUUUGGCAAAAGUAAGGACUCAAGUAAACAUGGACAUGACACUUGGAAAAAUUAACUCAUUUAUAUAAAAUUACAUAAUUAUUACUUUGAAGAGGAUGAAAGCAAAACAUAUUCUGUUAGAAUUGUGAUAACCAAUAUAAAUCAACGAAAGCCGCCAUAUAUAGACAGUAUGACUUAUAAAAAAGUUUUGAAAGCUUUUCUCCAAUGAGAGAAAAGGUCAAAAUAAGCAAUAAUACAUUCUACACAAGCUUCUUAUCCU